GGUACUGACAAGCUCUACAUUACUCACUCUGAAUGGUCCUCAACUGAUGCCUAUUCCGCUAGUGCGGGAUCGAAUGUAUCUCAAAAAAGUGGUGCGGGCUCUAACUUCAAAAGACUACCAUUUAACUUUUGUGCUGCCAGUCUAAAGCCUUUUAAGAACCCGGUUUGCACACUUGAAGGCACUAUAUUUGAUAUUGAAGUUAUCAGCCAGUGGCUAGAUAAGCAAGAAACAAACCCUGUAACAGGAAAAACUCUCCGAAAAAAGGAUCUUAUCAAGCUGAACAUCGCUCGAAAUGGCGACACCGAUGCGAAUAGCAGUCGCCAUGGCUGUGGCGAUAAUAAGGGUGAGAUGAUUGAUCCCGUCACUUUCAAGAUUUUUACAGACAAUACACACGUUGUUGCGAUUAGACAUGGAAAUGAAGCAAACGUAUUCGCCUGGGAAACUGUUCAGAAACUAAACAUCGAGGCCAAACUUUGGUCUGAUCUUGUCGACGACAGAGAAUUCAAGCGGUCAGACAUUAUCACGCUUCAGGAUCCUCGCUCUCUUGAAGGCAGGGACUUCAGCAAAUUCAAAUUCUUGAAAGAUUCCAACACCUCGAAAAUGAUGGAUAAAGAGGCUUCCAAGGAUCUUGGAGUUGAAGAUAGUCAAGGAGAAAAAGUCUUAAAAGCCAAGGAGGCCCUAGAAAGAGUAAGGAAAGAAAGAGCCUCCAAGAAAAAUCUUAGUCAAGUGAACAGCUCAGCAAGUGCUGGCGGAAGUACGUUAAGUAGAGCAUCUCAGAUUCAAGAGAAAAGUCUCGCUUGUAAUGCAGCGCAGUAUACCACAGGAAGAGCAGCUGCAAGUUUUACUAGUACUGGCCUUACUCCAGAGACUAGUGGCGAGAGAGCCCUGCUUACGGAUGAGGAAUAUAUGCUUCGACCGAAGAAAGUCAAAAACAAAGGGUAUGCGCGGAUCGAAACUAACUAUGGCGCAAUCAAAGUGGAGCUCCAGACCGAAACAGCACCAAAAGCGGUAUGGAACUUUGUUCAUCUCGCGAAAAAGGGCUACUACAAUGGAGUCAAGUUUCACCGAAAUAUUCGCAAUUUUAUGAUUCAGGGUGGAGAUCCUACUGGAACAGGAAAGGGAGGCGCAAGUAUUUGGGGAAAGAAUUUUAGCGAUGAAUUUGACGGUCCCUUGGUUCACGACUCUAGGGGUAUUGUGAGCAUGGCGAAUAAGGGGAAGAAUACAAACUCGAGUCAAUUUUUCAUAACCUACAAACCAGCUAGGCACUUAGAUCGAAAGCAUACCAUUUUUGGACGGGUCGUGGGCGACUUGGAUACUUUAAACAAGCUAGAAAAUAUACCCGGCGAUGAAGCAAAUCGCCCACUUCAUGACAUUAUCAUGACAGAUGUCAAUAUUUUUAUUGAUCCCUUUGAAGAAUUUCAGAAGCAAAAAAAAGAAAAAGAGGAAAUUGAGAACCAAAAAGAGGAGAUAAAGAGGCUUGGAGGUACUGAAGAUGAUAGAACAACAUGGACAGGUAAAAGAAUCAGAGAUGAUAACUCAAUUGUUCGUCCGGAGGAGUCAGGAUGUGUGGGGAAGUAUCUUAAAUUAGCUCCUCUUGCAAAAUAUCCUUCCGACGAAGACCUGGUUGAAGUUGAACAUAACAAGAAAAGAGUCAAAUGUGGUGGGUUUGGAAAUUUCGAUAAUUGGUGA
This is a messenger RNA of Blumeria graminis f. sp. triticale, 1689 nucleotides long. The record is from the annotation of a GenBank genome assembly. Lineage: Eukaryota; Fungi; Ascomycota; Leotiomycetes; Helotiales; Erysiphaceae.